Mycena citricolor is the source of this 558-nucleotide messenger RNA. The record is from the annotation of a GenBank genome assembly. NCBI's taxonomy places the organism in Eukaryota, Fungi, Basidiomycota, Agaricomycetes, Agaricales, Mycenaceae.
CAUUCGAUCGACGCGAGCGCUCAUUUCCACGAGGGCGCUCCUAGCGCACAUGUCAACAUAAUAGCUCACACAAUCUCUGACCGUUCGCGUGCACACUGUUUCUGGGGCACAGAACACAUCUUCUGCAAACACUAUCCCUUUGAGCCUGCGCCCGGGAAAGGCAUCCUCUCGACGACUUGGGUACACAGACUGGUCCGCAUGGGCGUGAUGGAUCACGCUGAGGCAGCGAAGCUGGAGUACGACACGGACGUGGUCUCGUAUGCGGAGCCGGACGAUUUCUUCUACCGCACGCACGAUCCUCCUACGAUCGAUCGGCAGGGCGGGGAUAUGGGCACGCAGUACCGAUCUGCGAUCUUCACGACGACACCGGACCAGCAGACGGAUGCGCAGCGCGUCAUGGAGGAGGUGCAAGCGAAGCAUUUCACGCGCAAGGGCUUGAAGAUAGUCAUGCAGAUCUUACCAGCCGGUCCGUGGUGGGACGCCAAGGACUACCACCAGCUGUAUCUGUUCAAGAACCCGGGCGGAUACCAAUGUCCGACCCACCGCGUGCAUUGGUAG